AUGGCGCACAUCUUCUGAGUGCCAAGAUAUGGACGAGUACGAGGCAAAGACACGCAGCAAAGUGUCCAAAGAGACCAAACUCAGACUUCGUGUUAUCUUCUUGGACGACAGUGAACGGACCUUUGAGGUGGAGCACAAGGUUCUGGGCUGUGACUUCUUCAACAAAGUGUGUGGUCACUUGAAGCUGCUGGAGAAGGAAUACUUUGGCCUGGAGUUCAGACACCACAGUGGCAACUAUGUGUGGCUGGAGCUGCUCAAGCCGCUAGCAAAGCAGAUUACAUACACCAGCGAUCUGUUCUUCAGGUUUAUCGUCAAGUUUUUCCCUCCGGAUCCUGGCCAACUGAAGCGAAGCCUCACUCGCUAUCUUUUUGCCUUACAGGUCAAACGGGACUUGUCCACCGGAAGUCUGACUUGUAACGACAACAGCGCCGCCCUGCUGGUCUCCCACAUACUGCAGUCGGAGCUUGGAGACUACGAUGACGAGCUGGACCAUCAGCAGCUGGCGAUUAAGCACUACGUUCCCAACCAGGAGUACCUGGACCACAAGAUCAUCAAACUCCACAAGAAGCACAGAGGUGUGUCCCCGGCGGAGUCAGACACGCACCUGCUGGAGGUGGCCAGGAGGCUGGACAUGUACGCCAUUAGGCCACACGCCGCCAGCGACGGCGAGGGCAUGCGCAUCAACCUGGCGGUGACGCAUUGCGGCGUGCUGGUCUUUCAGGGGAACACCAAAAUCAACACAUUUAGCUGGGCCAAGAUUCGUAAAGUGAGCUUUAAACGGAAACACUUCCUCAUCAAGCUGCACGACAAAGUUGGGUUGUCCCGUAAGGACACGCUGGAGUUCUGCAUGGCGAGCAGAGACGUGUGCAAAGCCUUCUGGAAGUUGUGCGUGGAGUACCACGCCUUCUUCCGACUGCCGGAGGAGCCGCAGCCGCUGCAAAGGAAGACGUUGCUGUCGUGCAAAGGCUCCGGCUUCCGAUACAGUGGGCGGACGCAGAAGCAGCUGCUGGAGUGUUUGGGAUCUGGCGAGAAGAAACCUUUGCACGUUGCCAGGACUUCUUGUUCAUCAGACUAUGAAUCCAGACAGUGCAGAUCUUCUCCCGACAUCCUCACAGACGUCUCCUUACAACUGUAUGACGACCAGAUGUUCCCACGCUCCACCUGUGCCUUGGAGGAUGCGGAGCUCCGAGGAGGUGGGACUAAGCGCAGCCAAUCGACCGUGGAGGUCACCCCGAGGUGUCGCGGCCUGGCCCGAGUCACGCCCCUCUCGCCUCACAUCCGCUCGGCGUCGACGUCCGCGAUGGAGGACCCCCGGAGGGCGUGGCUGGGGGCGCAACGGCAAGCUCAGAGACUCGCCGGCAUAUAUGGCAACCGUUCAAGGCGCCGGCCCAACCCCCAGCCGCACCCGGAUGCGGCGCAGCAGCUGGUUCUCCUGUACCCCAACAGCCCCGCCUAUCAGUACCACCCUGUGCUCCCCACGUUCCCAUACCUGUCCGACUGCGUCUCCGCCUCCUCGCUGGAACGUUUGCCGCAGCAGAGGAGGCAGGACGGGCUGUGGCGGCCAUCUUUCCACCCUCUAAACAAAGAGCCAGGCUCCUACUCAAUGCUCGGGAGGAACCUGCGGGCCUCAAGUUCAGGUGGGAUGGGAUUGGGCAACAACGGGACGAGGGUAUUGGGCAUGUGCUGCACGGAGGCGGGGCAUUACAGCGAUGACUGCAACUUCCUCCCGGGGCUUCCUCGCCGCGUUGCCAGCCAACCAGAUGUCAAGUUUCCCCUCUCCAGGACUUCUAACCCCGCCUCUGAAUUCCGCCCGCUGGGCUACUACCCCCACUUGACACGGCCCACCAGGCCCACCUACCUGCCCCUAAGCUCCUCCCCUCUGCCUCAACGCCCCGCCUCCCUGUGCAUGAUGGCCGCUUCUGCCUCAGGAAGCUACAGCGACUCUGACCCGGAGGUUUUCUACCCAUAUUACUGUCCGCCGCCGCCACUAGGCAGGCUGGUGCGGCCCGGCGGACUGGCCCGCAUGAGGUUCUCCUCUGGGAGCCUCCAGCUGGAUGAGGAGGAAGAGGAUGAGGAAAGACACAAGGAUGAAAACAAGGAGACAAAAGGUGCUGCAAAAGUCACCAAAGUGACACUGUAGUAAAAACAAUUACAUUUGUCUUUUGUCAACGUCCAUAAA
Molecule: messenger RNA, 2179 nt
Organism: Nerophis lumbriciformis (worm pipefish)
Lineage: Eukaryota; Metazoa; Chordata; Actinopteri; Syngnathiformes; Syngnathidae
Product: FERM domain-containing protein 7
Cellular component (GO): cytoskeleton
Molecular function (GO): guanyl-nucleotide exchange factor activity
Source: RefSeq, a predicted model, not a curated record